This is a messenger RNA of Vairimorpha ceranae, 207 nucleotides long. RefSeq lists its product as hypothetical. The transcript has a single exon. NCBI's taxonomy places the organism in Eukaryota, Fungi, Microsporidia, Nosematidae. Bases 1 to 207 code for a protein of 68 amino acids. The record is from RefSeq and is a predicted model, not a curated record.
AUGAUGGGAAUUGCCAACGGAGUUGGUGAAAAAUUAGAUCAACACUUAGUAGAGAAGUUAUGUUUUAAUAGUGAAGAUGAAAUUUUUAAUAAAUUUUUUACACUUUGCAAAAUUAAUAAUGAGAAAUUUAAAAUUUUAAAAGGAGUAAAAGAAUCUUUUAUAAUAUCAGAAAAAAUAUCACAAAUUAAGAAAAAUCUAAUACAGUGA